Dioszegia hungarica is the source of this 378-nucleotide messenger RNA. RefSeq lists its product as uncharacterized. The transcript has 3 exons. NCBI's taxonomy places the organism in Eukaryota, Fungi, Basidiomycota, Tremellomycetes, Tremellales, Bulleribasidiaceae. The record is from RefSeq and is a predicted model, not a curated record. The coding region runs from base 1 to 378 and encodes 125 amino acids.
AUGCCACGCACCAAGCCCUCCUCCACCUCCCCAGGUCGCCCGGCUCCUCCUUCUGCCUCGCCCCCUACACCCGACCAUCCCACGUCAGCCACUCCGGCUUCGACCGUCAAAGCCAAGAAGGCUGCCGCGAAGGCGCCCAAGCGGAAGAGAGACGAGCAGGACGAUGAGGAUGACGAGCGAGCAAAAACCAAAAUCAACAAAUGGACCAAGGACGAACGGCUUCUUCUCCUGGAGCGCGCUAAUGACAUUGUUCGCCACAACCUCUGGACGGACUUGAAGACGGACAAUCGGAUGAAGGUCAGGCAGCGGUCAGGGGUAUUGGCGCACUGGGAUGCUUUCAUGAAGAAGAUGGUCAAGGAGGUCGAAGGGCAAGCGUGA